Molecule: messenger RNA, 1313 nt
Organism: Vanessa tameamea
Lineage: Eukaryota; Metazoa; Arthropoda; Insecta; Lepidoptera; Nymphalidae
Exons: 9
Coding region: 64-1140 (358 amino acids)
Cellular component (GO): chitin-based extracellular matrix
Molecular function (GO): structural constituent of chitin-based larval cuticle
Source: RefSeq, a predicted model, not a curated record
GAUCCCACGCUAACAGUAUCAAAGUGGGUACAAUAAGUGCAGUUAGUCUAACAAUAUAGCAAGAUGUAUCUCUUAGUCGGUUUUUGGGGACUACUUCUGGCAAUAUGUAAAGUUCAUGGAGAGGAACCAAAUGUUGUAUCAGGAGGAUCUGCGUCUUUUAAUCGCAAUCUCGCAGUUGGAUACAAUCCUUACUAUACCUCGGAAAAGGCACAAGUUCCAAUUUUGAGUUACUCGAGCAAUCAAGGAAUCGAUGGAAGCUAUUCGUUUAGUUAUUCAACGGGCGACGGCAAACAAGCUCAAGAGACUGGGUAUUUGAAGGAUGCCUUCAUAGAUAAUACGGGCGCCCCUCAAGGAACUCACGUUAAGGAAGGUAGCUACGCCUAUAUAUCUCCUGAAGGCACGCCUAUUGAAGUUAGCUAUAUUGCCGAUGAGAAUGGAUUUAGACCUGCUGGCAUCCACAUAUCAUCUGAUGGAAGAGGUAUUUCACCGGCGCCAUUGCUUGACGGAGUAACGGGAUCAAAAAUUCACGACCCUCGCUAUAACUUAUACGAUCCCUAUAAUCGCAAUCGUAUUAAUGGACAGUACAACACAUUCAAACCAUAUGAUACCAGAUACCCUAACCAGCCACGAUAUAAUAUAUAUAACCCGUACAGACCUGCACUGAUGCACCUACGAGUUAAGGUUAAAUUCAUAAUAUUUGUAUUAGCUGCUAGCGCGGUUGCUGCGGAUGUCAGCAGCAUACAGCCAUUUUUUUAUCAACAACAGCAACAACAACAGCAGCAGUUGUACACGACUGAGCCCAUACCGAUCAUCCGACAGGAACACAUCAUCAACUCAGAUGGAUCUUAUAAAUGGAAUUAUGAAACUGGUAACGGGAUUAGCGCUGAAGAAGCAGGUUAUACGAAAAAUUUAGGUAUUCCUGAUCAAGAGGCUCAAAUUGCACAAGGACAGUAUAAAUACACAGCUCCGGAUGGCCAGGUUAUCCAACUGCAGUACGUCGCUGACGAGAAUGGUUUCCAACCCCAAGGAGCCCAUCUGCCAACACCUCCACCGAUUCCAGUUGAAAUUCAAAAGGCCCUGGAUCAUUUAGCUACUCUUCCUCCACAAAUACCUGAACAAAAUCAAUACAAACUUGUUUAAGCAAAUAUUAAAAAGAUAUUUUAUACCGCUAAAAGAGGCUCAGAUGUAGACACUAAGAAUGAAUGUUAUAAAAAUGUAAAAAAAUGACAAUUUAAUUAUUUAAUUUUACGAUUACUUUAAUAUGUAACUUAUUUAAUUUUGUUGAAAUACUCUUAAUAACGUCGAUUAAAAUA